CGUUUAAUUUCCUCCCUUCUUUCCCGUAAAAGAUAUUUCCUUCCUUCCGACCCAAAUCAAUCAGAAUUACUAAUAUUUGAUCUGGUUAUUUUACCCCCCAAAAUAAAAAUGUCAAAGCAAAAUGCCAUCUUCAUUGUAGCCAUUCUGCUGUUACUCACCGUUACAUGUACGGCUCGCGGUGAUCCUUCUCUGCUGAAAGCCCUUAAAGAGAAUCCUGAGGCGGAGAAAUUCGUGGGGGUUGAAGGAGCAAGCUGCCAAGGAGCGGAGGAUGAAGAAGAGUGCUUGAUGCAGAAAAGUUUUGUGGCUCAUCUCGAUUACAUUUACACAAAUGACAGCCAGGGCGGAAAUGGCCGUUAGCAUACUCCUUUUCCAUGCCUCAAUGUAUCUAGGUGCAAAAUAAACUAU
This is a messenger RNA of Coffea arabica (coffee), 405 nucleotides long. The record is from RefSeq and is a predicted model, not a curated record. NCBI's taxonomy places the organism in Eukaryota, Viridiplantae, Streptophyta, Magnoliopsida, Gentianales, Rubiaceae.